Trichosporon asahii var. asahii CBS 2479 is the source of this 2259-nucleotide messenger RNA. Its product is annotated as coatomer zeta subunit (zeta-coat protein). The record is from RefSeq and is a predicted model, not a curated record. The transcript has 8 exons. Bases 1 to 2259 code for a protein of 752 amino acids. Gene Ontology annotation, cellular component: COPI vesicle coat. Lineage: Eukaryota; Fungi; Basidiomycota; Tremellomycetes; Trichosporonales; Trichosporonaceae. Gene Ontology annotation, biological process: intra-Golgi vesicle-mediated transport; retrograde vesicle-mediated transport, Golgi to endoplasmic reticulum; intracellular protein transport.
AUGUCCUAUUUCACCUUCGCGUCGUCAGAGUACGACCUGCCGCAUCCGACGCUUUCUCGGAAUCAACCUCGGUUCUACAUACAUGAUCGACCAGCUUAUUCGCCUGCCCAGGCUUCGACUCCGCUAGUUGGCGGAGAGUCGCUGCAUUCCCGGCACCCAUCGAUCAACAACUCGAUGUACUCUGGGGCAAGUACUCCAUACCACCGGGGUUCUUUCUACGGCUCCGGAUCCCGAACUUCGCUCGCAGCGCUGCGUCACGCCCUGCAUCACUAUCGCACAUACUCGGAGAACCCCACAACGGAUUCUCUGACGCCUUCAGCACAGCUCCCCAGUGUUCCUAGAGGUCAAUGCCCGCCUCCACCUCCCGGCGCACGACCGGAAAACUACGACGGAACCGCGUACGAGCAGUCUGAGGCCUCGGGAGGACCGGUAAGCUGGGACUCUGAUAUGUGGCGGAUCCCUGGCCAGCCAUUGGACGCCCUUAUCGAUAUCCACCGUGUCCUGUACCGUGGAAGUGAAUUCGAGGAGGGAGAAGACAACGCUGCCUGGUCCGAGCACGGAAAAGAGGUCAAGCGAGUCAUUGAACAGUGGUUUGAGGGGGACUGCGUCUACGACCACCCCCUCGUCCGGCUGUCUUCGAGGCAGUCCGUGCUCACCCAUUUCGCCCUCCUGCAGCUUCUCGCGACUGCUUAUGUGCCAUCCUUCACGCCGUCGUCGAUCCUGCAUCACGCUCGAAGCGUUACCAGCUAUGCCCGUCGGGCCCUCCUAGGCUCUGACUCGGACGACUUAGCUGCGGACCAGGCCCACGACAUUCAGGUCUCGCCGUCAGGACAGGUCGAUGAGUGGCUUCAGUCUUCGGGGCCGCAACUCAUCAGGAGGCGCAAUGCCGACCCUAACGGCUGGUGGAAGUUGUGGGACGUAUCGGCUGAGUGCCGUGACAUUGGCUGCAUGGAGUGCUAUGAGGGUUACCACGUUGCUCUCAUCGACCACGUCAUCUCUCUGACGCUCUUCCCGUCGAUCAUCAAGCCGAGGAUGAACAGUCUGUCGCCUAACGUCUCGACCGACUCCCUCAACUCGACUUAUGCUUCGCGGUCGUACUUACACUCGAUCGUUGCGUCGGUUCUGCAGGAGUUUGACUUCCUGCUGCACUGGGACCUGCCUGUCUCUACCAUUGUUGAGUUCAAUGAGGUCGGCAAAGCGACGCACGUCCGAGAUGUCGUCGAUGUGCGCGACGUGAUCGACACGUUCGUGCCGUUCGCGAAGCGCUUCAACUGGCUCUCACGACGUCUCACGGGUGUCCUCACUUCGACCAUCGGCUCUGUGGCCAUGGCCCUCAUCCCUGGCCACUCCGUAGUCAUCGGAGACCCCAUCAGGAUCUUGGAUGAGACGCAGGCUGCGAAGGCAAAGGAGGAAGAGGAGAGCCGCGCGAAGAUCAAGGAGCUUGAGGCGAAGCCCGACAUGGGAUCGCCUGCCGGCUUGGAGUCCCACGUUGACGACGGCUUCUACCCGUGCCCGAGUGGAGUUAGACAUAAUUCUCUGGGUUUGGAAGGUGUCUCGAUGGCGCCUGACGUCGACGGGGCCAACCUAUCGCUCUAUAACGUCACGGCGCUGCUCGUCCUCGACUCGGAGGGCAACCGCGUGAUGGCCAAGUACUACAAGCCCCCCCACGGACUCGCGGCGCAGGACCUGAACAUUGGCGCGGGCGGCCCGGGGAUGCCGGGACUGCAGACGCUGAAGGAGCAGCGGGCGUUCGAGAAGAGCAUCUGGGAGAAGACGCGGCGAGGAGCUGGCGACAUCCACCCGCUGCCCCCGCACGUCAUUCUGUCGCGCACAUCGACCGACCUCCAGUUCCACAUCGUCGGCCCGCUCGCGACGAGCAACGAGCUCAUGCUUCAGCAAACGCUGACUGCGUUCCACGACGCUGUCUCCCUCCUCCUCCGCGGACAGAUCGAGAAGAGGAAUGUCCUCGAGAGCCUCGAUCUCGUCCUCCUUGCCGCUGACGAGACGAUCGACGACGGCGUCACUUCCGGACUUCUGGAAAGGCCGAGGAAGAGUGCAGGAGGUGUCAUCGGCGGCUUCCCAAAACAGGCCUUCCAGCUGACAACCAGAAUUAUUCUUGAGACGGACGCCGCUGCCAUCGCUGGCCGCGUCACGCGUCCCCGGCCCGACACGACGGAUAUCGUUAUCAACGAGCAGACGCUCCUCAACGCCUACUCGACCUUCAAGGAGCGUGUGUCGGCGCGCAUCCAGCAACUCUAG